Toxorhynchites rutilus septentrionalis is the source of this 1090-nucleotide messenger RNA. Its product is annotated as replication termination factor 2. The record is from RefSeq and is a predicted model, not a curated record. Lineage: Eukaryota; Metazoa; Arthropoda; Insecta; Diptera; Culicidae. Bases 115 to 987 code for a protein of 290 amino acids. The transcript has 3 exons. Gene Ontology annotation, cellular component: nucleus. Gene Ontology annotation, biological process: site-specific DNA replication termination at RTS1 barrier; mitotic DNA replication termination.
GUGUUGUUUGAAGUUUAUGAUUGUGAAAUCAAUAGCAUUCUGUCAUCACUUACAUAUUGUUGAAUAUUUCAUUGAAUAACUUGUUUUAUUCUUCAAAAAGCAUAAUACUUAAAAAUGGGUUGUGAUGGUGGUACUAUUCCUAGGCGAGACGAAUUGGUGCGGCUAAAAAAGAAACCAGAACAGAAAGAUAAAGAUGCGGAACGCCAAUUUCGUUGGAAACAUUGCAGUCUCACCCAGGAAAAAUUGCAGCGGCCAAUUGUAAUGUGUGGGCUUGGCAGGCUUUAUUCCAAGCAAAAUAUUAUUGAACACCUCUUGGAAAAAGACAAAAUGCCUGAAUCGUGUGCUCAUAUCAAAUCACUUAAGGAUAUUAAAGAUCUCAAUUUGACAGCAAAUCCAGCAUAUGAACAAGCAAAUGACGAUAGAAGCGCACAAUUUAUCUGCUCCUUGAUUGGUCUGGAAAUGAGCGGUCAGUUUCGUUUUGUUGCUCUGUGGACUUGUGGUUGUGUCUUCGCGGAACGAGCCCUGAAGGAAAUUAAAGACAAGAUUUGCUCAGUGUGUCAGAAAGCGUUCUCGGAACAGGACGUUGUGGUUCUGAACGGAUCGGAUGACGAUGUCGAUUUGAUGCGUACACGAUUGGAAUCUCGUGUGGCACGUAUCAAAGCGGAAAAGAAAGCUAAGGCAAAAGCAAAAGAGAAGAUGUGUGCUUCCGAAGCAAAAACCGAUACUGCUCAAGAGGCUGGACCGUCUCGACCUACAGUUCCCGGUAAGCCAUCAGGUUCGUCACUUAAGCCUAUUGUACCGAACAAAAGGGCUUUGAUAAGCGAUAAAAUUGGUGACGACCCGAUAUUCAAGAAAUCGAAAGAUGGAUAUAGUGUUGCUGAAGAUCCGAAUGCAACGGCAGUAUAUAAAUCUCUGUUCACUACUCACGACAGCGAAAAAGAUCAGAAAAGAGCGCAUUGGGUUACUUACAAUCCAUUUUAUAAUUAGGAAAUAUUAAACAGAUGCUAGAAUAAAUAUUCAAUGAAAAUUCCCAUACAGAAACAUGUAUUAAUCCACAUUUUGUUCAAUAAAAUAUUGCUUAACACUCCUA